AAAGCCACCACUAUCCGGCUUCGUGCGUGGUUUUGAAGUUUACGAACUAGCGAAGUCUGAGAUUAAAUGAGUAUGGAGAGGGAUUCAAAAAUAGGAAAUUUGCUAUGCAGUUCGGCGGAGAUCGCCGAACUCAUAUUAUGUGGUAUGAACAGCCGUCAGUUGAGCAGUUGCGCAAAAGUUUGCUCCCUUUGGAGUUCGAUUGCCAAGCGUCUGAAGCGUCAACGAAGGAUGUUUCUCCACACUUUCCAGGUCCUAGAGGACAAGUCUUGUGGACUUCGCGACAGCAAGACUGGCAGUGACGUUUCGGAAGACACCGCAAACCUGUUCCUCAACCGGCUGAGGGACUCGUGGUCCGAGCCUGGCAAUGCACUGGUGUUCGCUACGAGCAGAGCAAAUCGCUACAUCAACGACACGACAGGCACCUUUGGAACAUACCUGCCUUACAGUCCUGCAGUGAUGGACCGCAUCAGCUCCUGCCUGCCCAAGUCCUGCCUCCUGCUCUUGGGCGGUGCCCGAGGCGUGGUGGGGUCUCCCUGCGAGGGGCCGGAGCGGGAUGCCUACAAGUACGGGGACCCCGUGGAACUGGAGCACACCCAGGCCUUCUCGUGCCUGCUGUUGCCGGCCCAUCCGCCGGACGGGGUGUGCAUCCGGCCCUUCCUGGUGACAGAGGACCACGUCCGGAAGGGCAAGCGGGGCGAGGACUGGUAUUCGAGCAUGGCGUUCAAGAGCCUCGUGGGGCUUCCCAUGGGCGAAGAGGCGCGGAACACCAAGUGCAUCCUCAUGUUCACCAUCGACGAGCUGGACAACAUCAAGAGUGACUUGUCCGACAUGGUGAACGGCUUCGUGGACAGCUGCGGGGCUUGCAGCUUCACUCUUGGGGGCGCUGUCCUGAACCGGCUGCUCGCCAAGGGCAGGAGCCCCAUCAAGGGCCGCGUCAUCUGCACAGGCUUCUGCUUCUCGGGGGAUGCGGUGCGGUCGGCCUCGGCGCUGCUUGUCCAAGGGACCUGCGGCGCCGAGGCCGUUGAGCGGGAACUGAGCCGGCUGAGGAGGGACAGCGGGUUUGAGGGCUGGAAGCGUGGGUCCACCGUGGCCUUUAUGUUUGCCUCCGUCAAGAGGGGUAGCUGGCUCCACCACAGGCCCAACGUGGAGGCGGACGCAUUUGCGCGGGUUUUCCCGGGGGUGCCGCUUGUGGGGCUCUUUGACAGCUGGCAGAUUGGCAAUGAGUAUGUGCCUCAUCUGUCUGGCAAGCAGCCAGGUAAGGGCAAGAGGAAGGCCCCUGUUUCUUACUUGCACGAGCGUGCUACCAUCAUUGUCCUGCUCUCGUUAGGGAGCAGCGAAUUCGUUGGACGCUGCCCCUGAUCCAAAGGGCCCCUUGGGUGGGUUCAGUUUUACUACGGUUCCAAGAUUAAAGAUGACCGGUUGCCACUACAGUCAUUUUCAUGGAUGGUGGACAAUUACAUGAUCCGAUUGAAUGAGUGUUGAUGCAAAUGAGAGUUAGUUGUACAAAAGAUUCAUGCUCCUUAUACUAUCCUCACUGCUGCUGCUUGUUUUAAAUGCAGUGCAGAAGGGAACUAAAUUUUAUGAAGUCCUUAUUGCCUAUUGCCAGGGCUUCAGAUCCAUAUAGCCCCAAGAAUCAACUGACACCAUAUUUUAAUGUUACAGAGGAUAAAAUGUGUUUAUUUUAUUUUAGAAAUUUUUUAAUAUGUGCUUAUACUUUUUGGUGACUACCUUAAAAUACCGUGCAAGUGCCCCCUCCAAAUUUAGAGAUUAUUCAAUACAAAUAGGGAGGGGUCCCUUACUCGGUCCAAAAAUAACAUUCAAGAUGGCGGCCACCAAAAUAUUAAAUUUUUAUCAAACCGAAGGGGGCGCUUACACAAGGGGGUGCACAUGCUCGGUAUUUUACGGCACUUGUAUUUAUUUACUGAUCAAAGAAAGUUAUUUAUUGGAAGUGAAUUUGAGGACUGACUUGAAGUGAUUACAUAAAUGUGGGACUGCACUAUUUAGGCAUUUCUCCAGAAGACUAUCGUAUGAUGGACAUCCUUCUCAAACAUUUUGCCUGUAGUGUAUCAUAUUCAAUAAAACAAUCAUAUCUCAUUCUUUGAA
Ixodes scapularis (black-legged tick) is the source of this 2103-nucleotide messenger RNA. RefSeq names its product F-box only protein 22. The transcript has 3 exons. The record is from RefSeq and is a predicted model, not a curated record. Bases 67 to 1359 code for a protein of 430 amino acids. Gene Ontology annotation, biological process: protein polyubiquitination; positive regulation of proteasomal ubiquitin-dependent protein catabolic process. Lineage: Eukaryota; Metazoa; Arthropoda; Arachnida; Ixodida; Ixodidae.